Marchantia polymorpha subsp. ruderalis is the source of this 2156-nucleotide messenger RNA. Lineage: Eukaryota; Viridiplantae; Streptophyta; Marchantiopsida; Marchantiales; Marchantiaceae. The record is from the annotation of a GenBank genome assembly.
UGGACAAUAGCGAUCAAUAAAAGUCGGUGUUAUCUACAGGAACAGAACUGAUAGUAAUUCAUAUUCAGCACACAAACUGAAUCGGUCCCUACUUUGUACCACUCUGCCUCUUCCUGAAUCUGCAAUAAACUUUCAAAUUCAGCAAUGGUGGAAACCUGUGUUUCUAUACGCCAAGUCCAGAGUGUAAACACCGCAGGCGAGCGGUAGCAUUAGCACUGGAAAUGAGCAUCCUUGGACUGGUUUUACCGUAUCAUGAUUUGAAAUCCCACCGAUCUGUUAAGCAGUCCAUGCGUCUUGGCUGCUCUCGUGCAUUCAACAGGCCUGUGCACGACUGACAACGGUGGUCAUAACGAGAUACGUUGAGUACAUCAAUAAUUUGGAAUAAUGAGAACGAGAGGUGAAAGUCAUCAAUCUCAAACCGAAAAGAAGGAAGGCAAUUCUUGCUGAUUGCAUUCUCAGAAUUAUUAUAUCAAAUGAGUCAGUCAAUCAGACUACCUUAGACGUAGGAAAAUAAUAUAGAAAGGUGAGAAGGAAAACUGUAGAACUGAGUGAAGGCAUCCAACGUUCAAAUUUGGAGAUUCUUCAGUCCCUUCUGUCUAAGUAACGAUCGAGCAAUGUUCAACGAUGGCAUAGAAGACCUGGCGAGAGCAAGAAUCCUGAAAAUCGUGGUGGGCCUGGCUAGAUGCAUGAUUUGUCGAAAGGAAACAAGUGCAUGGGGAUACAAUCCAACACAGCGGAGGAUGGUGUCAGUGUGCGGGAGUGUGCGUGUUGGAUUUUCUGGAAGCUUUUGAGAUAUCAGUACCCGUUUGUAUCAGGACGUUGAUAGGAGAAUAUCAAAAUGCAUUUAUUUUGGAGAGAUUCGAUGCAGAGAAUUUGAAAUUUGAAGUUACCGUAUGGUGUGCGAGCAAAUCUUCAGUGGACAUUAAAUCAACUGUGAUUUCACUUCCACUUUCGAUCAGAGAGGGGGAGGAGCAGGAGCAAGCUAUGUGACUCGAGGUCCAUAACUCAUUGUCUUGAAUUUGACACAAGAAAGGAGGUGUUGUGGAAGACGAAAUCAUCGCUACUGUGUCCAAGUCAACACUCUUCUUCUGUCCUUUUGAGUGUUCAUGAGCUUGUGAGCACAGGAGCAAGAGUUUAGUAUCAUCUUGAAGGUGAAUGAAGCUGGAAUCUGGAGGUGGGCAGUUCAGACAAUGAAGGAAUGAUUGCAUGACUUGUAUCACCCUCUUGAGUGAUGAAAGGCAACACGAUUGGAAGUGAAAGUGAUUUCUGUCAGUGAUCGUGCUCCCAGUCAAGAAUACAUAGCGAGCCAGUGGUGGAAGCAGCGACUACUUCGUUUGUUUUUACAGAUCCCAGGAACAUUUGGGAGCUGAUUGUAUCAUCAAACAUACUGAAGGGGAUAUCGGUUUCGAUGGGAACUAGUAAGAUGUUCAGAGAUUUGAGAUUUUCAGUGUCAAUCUCAGGACCAUUUUGUCAAUAAACUUCAAGGAAACUAGAGAAGAAGUUUGACAUUGAAUUUUCGAAAAUCUACCGGAACGUGCUUUCAAUUCCACUGCAAAAUGAGGCAUCCGGGCCUCAGUGUCCUUUUUGCAGGAACGUUCAGGCACCAUCUUCCUGGUGAUCACGUGGAUGAGGUGCGAUUCGAUGAACCUGUGAUCAUCUCAGCCAUAGAAAUCAUGGACCUUCAUGCACCUGAAGUAUACGAAUCACUUUCGGUCUAUGAUGGGUCUUGUCCGCAAGAUUUCCCCGUGGACAUAUUUUUCCGCAGUGGAGGAGAUGAAUGCUUCAAGCGGCUUAGCCAUCCCUUCCUUUAUUAUUCUUCAGCACCACCUUUGCUCGAUCAAGAUGUUGAGGCAACUGAGGACGAUUAUGGCAGUUACUGGAACCUGGAGGUGGCCGAGACGGACCACCUUGUGCUACGUGGGACACAUGACUGCCUCACUAUGAUUUUAUAUGGGUACUAGUUGAAGCGAGAAAAGUGUUGAAGAACCUUUUGUUGAAAUUAGCUUUCUUAUAAACGAGAUUAGCCUCAUUGCCUUACAAAGGACCCCGAGGAUUUUCUUCUACGAAAGCUCGAUUUGAUCAAGUACUUGUUAAUGUGGAGAUAUAGUGACAAGUACACUUCAGUAUUCUCUACCCAUAUCGAGUUUGGUUUUCUU